Molecule: messenger RNA, 418 nt
Organism: Acyrthosiphon pisum (pea aphid)
Lineage: Eukaryota; Metazoa; Arthropoda; Insecta; Hemiptera; Aphididae
Source: RefSeq, marked predicted
UAUUAUUAUUUUAGGAAGAACAGCGAUGAAUUUAUCAAGAAUAUACCAAAAAUUUUAUGAUGGCCAUAAGCUCAACAAUUGGUUCAAAUACCAUAACAAAAAUCCGGUUACUUAUUUCUGUGAUACAUAUUUGAAAGAAGAAAACAGAGAGUUUUUUAAGGAUUUGACUGAAGGUAUAAAAAAAAAUACAACUUAAACUAUGUAUAAUACAAUUACCUACAUGUUAUAUUAUAUUAUAUAUCUCAUUAUAAAUACUCUAAUAAUUCAUAUUAUAAUAAAUUCGAUAUUUUCGACAAAAAAUAAUCCAACCAAUACCGUACCUAUGUUACUAAUAGUAGGUAGUAUAAAUUAUAAAUUAAUAAUAUAUUAUAUAUUAUAAUCCUAAUUCAUACUUAAUAAUAAAGGUUUGUCUGUCUCA